This is a messenger RNA of Bombyx mandarina (wild silkworm), 1206 nucleotides long. It is a transcript of the gene CPG8, whose product is annotated as cuticular protein glycine-rich 8. Lineage: Eukaryota; Metazoa; Arthropoda; Insecta; Lepidoptera; Bombycidae. The record is from RefSeq and is a predicted model, not a curated record.
AACCACCGAGACUCGGAAAGGACAGCAACAAAUUUUUUCUUAGCUGGCUUCAAAGCGGUUAGCUAAAAGCCAUGGCGUUUGUUGUGAAAGCGUUUUUCAUUUUUGCUUUAGUGUACGGAGCACAGGCUGGACUAUUACAAGAUCAACAUGAUUCAUACGUGUCGUCAGCAUUAGGCGCGUCGUCAGCUUCUUUCGGUCCACCUUCAAACACAUACGGUCCACCACACAUAAAUGGUAUCACAGAAGCUCACGUAAGCGGUCCGACUGUUUUAGAAGAGAGUUUAAUUGAACAGCACUCACACGGCGGACACGCUUUCGAUGCUGGGCACAUUGACGAUCACGCUCACUUCGAGGGUCAUGGUCAUAUUGAUGUCCAUGAGCACCACGACGAUCACGGUCAUAUUGGAAACGGCCCGUUAGGAGGAGGUGCUGUAGAAAGUUUCGGUGCUGCGGAUAUCGCUUCUGGACCGGGACUAUCAGGUCCUGACGCCGGUGGUUUUGGUGCAGGGUUUGAAGGUGGUGCCGGAAUCGAAGGUGGGUUCGGUGGUGUGGAAGGAGGCGCAGAAGGUGGUUUCUUUGCUGGUGCUGGUGGGGCUAUUGGAGGAGGAAUCGGUGCUUCCGGUUCUUUCGGUGAACCUAGAGUAAUCGGAACCAGCGUUUCUGUUGGCCGUCCUGACCCUGGUUCCACUAGGUACGAGCUCCAGUCCGUUGUGCAAAACGUUGUUCGUCGCAUCCCAAUUGAAGUGACCCGUCACAUCAAGGUCGCCUUCCCUCAGCCCGUACCAGUACCAGUGCCACAUAAGGUAAAGGUACCAGUUCCCCAACCCUACCCUGUCCACGUGGACGUAGUCAAGAAGGUUCCCUACCCAGUAUACAAAACGGAGCACGUUGAGGUGGAGAGACCAGUCCCGGUUGAGGUCGUCAAGCACAUCCCUGUAGAGGUCAUCAGGAAGGUGCCUAUCCCUGUGGAAAGGCCUUAUGAAGUCAUCAAAAAGGUGCACGUUCCAGUUGAGAAGCACGUGGAGGUACCCGUACCCGUCUGGAAGCCAUACCCCCUCCACAUCAUUAAGCACGUCACCCACUACAAGAAGAAAAGCUGCUGCUGGUGAACGACAUGUUUUGAGUCGUGAUAUUGCCAAAUAGUCAAUAGUUUUGUAAAUAAAACUGAUAGUCAUUAGCUGUACAUAUACUUAGAGAUACCUUUAA